Dermacentor silvarum is the source of this 1461-nucleotide messenger RNA. RefSeq lists its product as uncharacterized. Bases 1 to 1461 code for a protein of 486 amino acids. The record is from RefSeq and is a predicted model, not a curated record. The transcript has a single exon. Lineage: Eukaryota; Metazoa; Arthropoda; Arachnida; Ixodida; Ixodidae.
AUGUCAUCGUCAAACCUCCCAGAACUCUACGGGGCUCUCACGAUGCACCAGCAACCUGAUGCUCCAGGAGACGCAACAGAAUCAGCUGCUUCCGUGCACUGUUCCAACGAUGACAUGCUGGCUACUCCAGAGAGGACAAUUGAAAAGUGCGACUCGCAAUCAUCGAAGAGCGUCAAGCUUGUCGACACAAAGGAAUACGAGGCAAGUGUUCCUUUAGAUGACGAGCUCGAAACCAUCAUUGCUGAGGAUGACCUCGUCAAUGAAGAGGCAGAGCGGAAGGCUCCCACAGAGUCAGUUGUGGUGGACAUCGUCAGGCGGCUGCAGGAAGCGCUGCUGGAAAAGAGCCCCUGCCAGGAGGACGAUCUGAUGGGAGCGCUGAGCCUUUCGCAGGCUCAGCUAAUCAUCGAAGAAUACGGCACCGUGACGGCCUUUGCUGACCGGCACCCAGCAUUUCGAGUGGUGCGCGAGGACCAGCUCUCCUUUGUCUUUUACAAGGACCACGAAAACGAAGACGCUUGCCAUUCCACAUCCCAUCUUCAGGAGGGAGCAACUACCAUCCCGGCAGCUUCUUACGACGACGGUGCACGGCAGCACGCGGAGGGUUAUGACGACGAACCUCGGCGCACCUGCGUCAGCUCAUCGAACAGCAGCGCUUACGAGUCCGCCGUCGAGGAAGCGGACGGGGAACAAGAAGAGGGCAGCAUGAAGGUCGGCUGGAGCCACGUAUCGUCACCACCAGCUCUGCAGGCAGUACAAGAAACGUGCGAUACCAAGGCCCAGAAGCAGGAAUGGGACCCUGCCGUGUUCAUCGAGAUGCAGUCGACGCUGGAAAAGAACGAAGCAGAGGUCGCGGAGCUCAAAGGAAGGAUGGAAGCUCACCGGGAGAGUGAUGACAGCGAGGAGCAGGAGCUCCGAGUCAAAAUCGACGAGCUUUUCCAGAUGCCUCCAAAGGAACAGACACAAAAAGCGGCAGAAGUGAAGAACCCCACCGCCAUAAAAGAUAAACCCACCGGCACUAAUGGGGAAGACGACCAGGUGAGCCCGCGGCAUCCACUACCUAUUCCGGGGCCCGAGGAUAAAGCGCGCUCGGUUCCUGUCGACCCAUUGCCACGACCACAACCUCCGUCAGACAAAGAGCUUAGUAAGCACGCAACACCGCCGUCGGUACCAGACUUCUCUGAACGGCCUGGCUGUAAGGAAGAGGUUGCAGCUUCAUGCUCGGACGUCGAGUCCAUGCGGCCCAGUCCGGAAGAAGUGCCAACGAAGAGCAAGGUGGCAGAACAAAUUUCAAAGAUAGUGCGCAUGGUCAAGAAGAAGGAGCCGAGCUGCACCGACGACGAGAUCCGCAGGCUGUUCGACCAAGUGCGCCAGUCACGCGGUGGAUUCUCCCGUAUGACUUUCAAGGCCAUCGUUGAACUUUUGCUUGACAACAUGAAAGCCAUGCGUCCGCAACAGAAUUGA